This is a messenger RNA of Lotus japonicus, 828 nucleotides long. RefSeq lists its product as uncharacterized. Gene Ontology annotation, molecular function: zinc ion binding; nucleic acid binding. The transcript has a single exon. Lineage: Eukaryota; Viridiplantae; Streptophyta; Magnoliopsida; Fabales; Fabaceae. The record is from RefSeq and is a predicted model, not a curated record. Bases 1 to 828 code for a protein of 275 amino acids.
AUGGAGGUUUUCUCUAAAGGUGCGGGUAACAGCCCUCUCCAACAGGGCGGUGACACGAAUGUCUGGGCAAGAGCAACGUUUCGAGACAAGCUGCUGGGGGGGAAAGUUGCUCCUCCGACCAGGAAAGUAGUGAACUUGAUUGAACAGGGGAAGAUGAGGAUUGAGCAUGUCAAUGGCAACCCUUUGCUGCCUCAGGUGGUCACUGAUGCAGAGGUGAUAAGGGCGUUGUGCCACCCCUGGCAGGAUGCCCUGGUAGUUUCCUUGCUAGGGAAGAGGUUGGGCUAUCGAACUAUGAAGGCACGGCUAACGGCCGUGUGGCGGCUCACAGCAGACUUCGACCUACUAGAUGUUGAUAAUGGGUUUUAUUUGGUGAAGUUUGAUAUUGCUGCGGAUAGAACAAAGGUGAUGGAGGGAGGACCAUGGAUGAUUUAUGAUCACUACCUGGCUGUUUCCACAUGGAGCAAGGAGUUUCUUUCCCCUCUAGCCAAGGUCACCAAAAUCCUGGUUUGGAUUCGUAUACCUGGGUUGAACGUGGUCUUCUAUGAUGAGAGUUUUUUGCUUGGGGUGGCUUCUGCAGUGGGGAAGGCAAUCAGGGUAGAUAGCAAUACCCUUAGAGCGGAGCGGGGAAAAUUCGCACGGAUUUGUGUGGAGCUUGAUCUGUCUAGGCCAGUCAUUGGGAAGGUGUGUAUUGAAGGUUUUUGGUACAGGAUAGAAUACGAGGGACUACAUGUCAUAUGCACCAAGUGUGGGUGCUAUGGUCACAGGGGCAGGGAGUGCACGGGGGAGAUACCUGGUGGCGCACUAGCGUUACCGGCGGCGCCGCCAUAG